GACCAGUUUACAACUUCCUGUUUAGUUUGCAAGCGGAUAUAAGCCGCGGAACCUUCCUCUGUCUAUAUUUAUCGAUAAUUUUUGAUAAGCGCCUAAACACACACUUCAGAAGAUGUCGGAAACGGGGAACCGACUACGCAAACUGCUCGAAUCGCCGAAUUUCGACCCGCAAAAUUACGUGAAGCAGCUGUCACAACAGUCCGAUGGCGACCGAGAUUUGCAGGAGCACCGUCAAAAAAUCCAAAACUUGGCCGACGAAACGGCUCAAAACCUAAAGAAAAAUGUUUAUAAGAACUACAGACAGUUCAUCGAAACGGCCAAAGAGAUUUCCUACCUGGAGAGCGAGAUGUACCAGCUGAGUCACAUCCUGACGGAGCAGAAGAGCAUCAUGGAGAGCAUCACUCAGGCCUUACUGUCCACGGACAAAGACGAGACCUCCAAAGAGAUGCAGGCUGCUUUCCCCAAAGAAACAGAGGAGGUGAAGCAGAGGACGCUCACCUCACUGCUGGAGAAAGUGGAGGGAGGUAAAAACAUCAUGGACACCCCAGGGAGGCAUUUGGUCUACAAUGGUGACCUUGUGGAGUUCGAUGUUGACAACAUGUCCCCCAUCCAGAAGGUGCACGCCUUCCUGAUGAAUGACUGCCUGUUAAUCGCCACCUGGCUGCCAAACCGUCGAGGGACUGUCAAGUACAAAUACAACGCCCUGUACGACCUGGAGAGCUUCGCUGUGGUCAACGUAAAGGACAACCCUCCCAUGAAGGACAUGUUCAAGAUCCUCAUGUUCCCGGACAGUCGCAUCUUCCAGGCGGAGAACAGCAAAAUCAAGAAGGAGUGGCUGGAGAUCCUGGACGAAACCAAGAAGAACAAAGUCACCAAGGACAGGCACAAUAAGGAGGAGCAGGUCCUUAGUUCUCCCGUGAGGACUGAGGUGUCCACCAACCCUUUUGAUGUGGACGAUGACGAGCCAGCCGAUGCUGAAGAAAGUGUGGACCUCAGCCUUGAGUGGAUCCAGGAGCUGCCGGAAGAUCUGGACGUUUGCAUCGCCCAGAGAGACUUUGAGGGUGCUGUGGACCUGCUGGACAAGCUCAACGAGUAUCUGAAAGACCAGCCGGUCACCCAGAAGGUCAAAGAGCUGAGGCUGAAGGUGGAUGAGCGCGUGCGACAGCUGACGGAGGUUCUGGUGUUCGAGUUGUCUCCAGAUCGGUCACUUCGUGGUGGACCUAAAGCCACCCGGCGCGCUGUGUCCCAGCUGAUCAGACUAGGUCAGUCCACCAAAGCCUGCGAGCUGUUUCUGAAGAACCGCGCCGCUGCGGUUCAGACGGCCAUACGGCAGCUUCGCAUAGAAGGAGCCACGCUGCUCUACAUCCACAAACUCUGCAACAUCUUCUUCACCAGCUUGCUGGAGACGGCCAAGGAGUUCGAGAUGGACUUCGCGGGGAACACGGGCUGCUACUCCGCCUUUGUGGUCUGGUCCAGAUCGGCCAUGAGGAUGUUUGUGAACGCCUUCAGCAAGCAGGUGUUUGACAGUAAGGAGAGCCUGUCCACAGCAGCGGAGUGUGUCAAAGUGGCCAAGGAGCAUUGCCAGCAGCUGACCGAGAUCGGCUUGGACUUGACCUUCACCCUGCAGUCCCUGCUGGUCAAAGACAUCAAGGCAGCCCUGCUGAGCUACAAGGACAUCAUCAUGGAAGCCACCAAGCACCGCAACUCUGAGGAGAUGUGGAGGAGGAUGAACCUCAUGACCCCCGAGGCUCUGGCUAAACUCAAGGACGAGAUGCGCAGCUGCGGUAUGGGCAGCUUCGAGCAGUACACGGGCGACGACUGCUGGGUGAACCUGAGCUACACCAUCGUGGCCUUCACAAAGCAGAUGAUGAGCUUCUUGGAGGAAGGCUUGAAGCUCUACUUCCCCGAGCUGCACAUGGUGCUGCUGGAGAGCCUGAGGGAGAUCAUCCUGGUGGCCGUGCAGCAUGUGGACUACAGCCUCCGCUGUGAGCAGGACCCCGAGAAGAAGGUCUUCAUCAUGCAGAACGCCACCUUCCUCCACGACACCGUGCUGCCCGUGGUGGAGCGGCGGUUUGAGGAGGGCGUGGGCAAGCCGGCCAAACAGCUGCAAGACCUGAGGAAGAGCACCAGGCCGGUCCGGAUCAACCCAGAGAGCACCACAUCUGUGGUCUGAGACUGCAGUAAAGGAUGGUGGACAAAACAAAAACUGAUAUUGACUGUUCUGGCAAAUUUCAUCUAACGUGUUAGACAUAACCACUAGAAGCUGGUUGCUUUGGGACUGCAGGACAGGAAAUGGCAGGAUGCAACAGCAGAAUAAAAUACUUUUAAGUCAGGUGUGUGUGAACAGCCACUUUGCACCUGAACUUGUUGCAGCCCAUACAACAGUGCCUGCUGAAAGUGACUAACAUUGAUGAAAAUAAUGUGCUGAUUUCACAAAUUCCUGUUGCUGCAUCUAUUAUUCAGGUUUGGGCAACAAACAUGUUCCCGUUUUCAUGUCAACCAGGAAGUGCACAUCAAAAGAACGCAGCUGAAGUGUAUGUUAGUCUCCCCAUCAGACUGCUGCUGUUUGCUCUGAAAUUUCAUCACACAAUUCGCCACAGAAAUCGGAUUUUAGAUGGAAUAUGUGUGUGCUCACCAUGGAAAGCUGUUCAUGCUGUUUGAUGAUGCUUUUAUUUUGACACAACUGGUCAGUUAGUAGACACUAAAUGAUGAUUCUUGCAUACCAGGACUGAUGAAAAGGGAGGACUGAAAAGCAGAUGCACUGAGAAAUGUUCAGUGUUGUAAUAAUUAAAGUUUAUGAAAUUUAAUAAAGGCCGUAAAGCACA
Molecule: messenger RNA, 2825 nt
Organism: Scatophagus argus
Lineage: Eukaryota; Metazoa; Chordata; Actinopteri; Scatophagidae
Gene: exoc8
Product: exocyst complex component 8
Exons: 4
Coding region: 113-2173 (686 amino acids)
Biological process (GO): intracellular protein localization; exocytosis; Golgi to plasma membrane transport
Cellular component (GO): exocyst
Source: RefSeq, a predicted model, not a curated record